GUCGAACCUGUUGCAGACCCCUGACAGUUAAUGCCGCAACUACCGUUUUCCCCCAGCAACAAGCCUCCGCAAGGCGUCCGUGGGCAUCGCUGCUGCACGCCGCCGAGUGCGCAGGCGCCCCUCAGGCAAACCAAGAUGUUUCCGCUUCCCUUCGCGUCGGCCCCGUCCGGGCCCCGCCCCUCCCAGGCCCCGCCCCGCAACUCGGGGGCGCGCGCGCGCGUGCGAGAGGGGGCGGGUGGGGAAGGAUCGCCGGCGAGAUCCCGAGGCGAGGCUCGAGCGCCUGCCCCCGCCCUGGCCGCCAGCGCCCACCCGGUCGGCCCGGCUCAGCCAUGAUCAAGGCCAUCCUCAUCUUCAACAACCACGGGAAGCCGCGGCUCUCCAAGUUCUACCAGCCCUACAGUGAAGAUACACAACAGCAAAUCAUCAGGGAGACAUUCCAUUUGGUAUCUAAGAGAGAUGAAAAUGUUUGUAAUUUCCUAGAAGGAGGAUUAUUAAUUGGAGGAUCUGACAACAAACUGAUUUAUAGACAUUAUGCAACAUUAUAUUUUGUCUUCUGUGUGGAUUCUUCGGAAAGUGAACUUGGCAUUUUAGAUCUAAUUCAAGUAUUUGUGGAAACAUUAGACAAGUGUUUUGAAAAUGUCUGUGAACUGGAUUUAAUUUUCCAUGUAGACAAGGUUCAUAAUAUUCUUGCAGAAAUGGUGAUGGGGGGAAUGGUAUUGGAGACCAAUAUGAAUGAGAUUGUUACACAAAUCGAUGCACAAAAUAAACUGGAGAAAUCUGAGGCUGGCUUAGCAGGAGCUCCAGCCCGUGCUGUAUCAGCUGUAAAGAAUAUGAAUCUUCCUGAGAUCCCAAGAAAUAUUAACAUUGGUGACAUCAGUAUAAAAGUGCCAAACCUGCCCUCUUUUAAAUAAAAAAUUUAAAAGGCCACUCCCAGGUAAAAUCCAGGGGGACAAGUCAUCUAAGUUUACCAUGCACUUAUUUACCAAAAAUAGAGGAGGAGAGUCUUAACUUUUGCUCUUGGAUUUAAGUCAAGGUACUGUAUAGAAGUUGUGUAAAAUCAGUAUGGAAGUGCAGUGUUGCUUUUCUUGCUCAGUGAUUUUGAAGAAAUUGAGUAGUUCUAGUGUGAUUUUCUUUCUUUUCUAAACUGCGUUCCUGUGCCCACCUAAGGCAUGCCUCUGUGUUUUGGCUACUACAGUAUUUUGAAAAGUGUUUGAGACAUUUCUUUAAAUUAUGUACAACCCAAAAUGUUGGUGUUUUGUAUGGAUCACAAGUGCAGCAUUCCUUAAUUAUUUCUGUUAUUUGUCACAAUUGUUAUUUAAAGAACCAAGUAUGUAUUGCAUGAAAACAUUAUGACCUUUUUCUCUUAGUUUAAAUAAACUCCAAGGUAACUGGGCUUCUAAAGUACCUUUCUGUUUGCCUGAUAUCUACUUUAGCAAUAAUUUUUUUUACGACCCUCAGGUUCAACAAAGUAAAUAAAAGUAUAUUUUAUCACUGUUAA
Equus quagga is the source of this 1498-nucleotide messenger RNA. RefSeq names its product adaptor related protein complex 3 subunit sigma 1 (gene AP3S1). The coding region runs from base 330 to 911 and encodes 193 amino acids. Gene Ontology annotation, cellular component: AP-3 adaptor complex; intracellular membrane-bounded organelle; membrane coat. The record is from RefSeq and is a predicted model, not a curated record. Gene Ontology annotation, biological process: Golgi to vacuole transport; intracellular protein transport. Lineage: Eukaryota; Metazoa; Chordata; Mammalia; Perissodactyla; Equidae. The transcript is spliced from 6 exons.